AUGCAACAUGACAAGCUUGUGGACGAGUCGGAAGUGCAGUUGCAGGACGCGGCUAGGAAUGUGGCGUUAGCAAAGGCAAUAAGGAAGCUCGGCAAACAGUACCGCGAAGCCAUCAUCAAUGUCCAUAUUUGGGCGAAUUUAAGAUACUGCGAGAAGAGCCUUAAAAAUCUCCAUUUCAUGCAGUUUCUAAGGCUAGCUCAGUCUUGUGGCGAAAGAGAAGCGAAAGAAUUUGCGAAAGGUCCUAUUCCGCCACAUAUACUCAACAGAAUUGUUCAUCAGUGCACACUAAAGCAAAAGCAGUCAGAUGACACGGAGACGGGCCCCCGUUCUUUGAAACGAAAACAGACAAGCUUCGAUUCAGGGACAGGUAGAGCUGAGGCAGAUGGCAGUCUCUCACCAUGUGAGACUUCUUUAGCCCGAUCAACCAUCCCUAUUCCUCCCAUCGGUCAGCAGGCAAUACUUGCUUCCCCAAUCUCGCAGCCAGGGCUAGCGCUCACAUUGACCAAAUGCUUUGAGCCACGGGCUGUAUCAACGUAUCACCGGAUCGAUGUCUCGAGGCUUUGCCAUGAUGAUACACCGUAUCAGUCUUCUGCUCCACCAUACCGGGCGCAGGACAUACCGAGUCCCACCAAUCACAAUCCUAGCGACGCCAAUAUUCCCAAACUUCACUACAUUGGCUCUGUUUGGGAUGUUUAUCAGGAGCAAUUGCGAGAGUUCGAAAGUCUGCAACCUGAACUUCAAGACAUAUUGCGGUUGCUCGUUUUCGUUGGAGGCUGGGCUCCCGAAAUCCUCUUCACUGGGAUUGGCAAGCAGUGGGGCAGCAACGGCGAACUAGAAUCUUUGGUUGAGGAAACACCUACACCACAAGAGGUCAAGUUGAACCUGAAGUUUCUAGAGCAGAAAACCUGCGUUUCAUCAGCAGUGGAAGGCCAGACAAUGUAUCUGGUGAACCCUAUCGUCUUUAAGUCCGUGGAAGCGCAUACACCUAACAAGGCCGAAUGGAGACGCCGAGCUAUCGACACUGUCCUUCGUGUGUUCCCAACAGAUCAUUACAUGGAGCCUAUAAACUUUACCCAGAUCGUUCGCGCCAUGACACCCUGCCUCAACCGGGUUCUCUGCUAUUUUUUUGAAGGCACCACCACCGAGCACCCAGAACGUCUCGUUCGAGUUUGCCGGGCUGCGUCCUUGUUCCGCGAUUCCGCAUGGAAGAUUUUUUUAACGAGGAUCGCAUCUCAGGUUGCAACCUCUCUUGAGAACAACCAGCUUGCCGUGGAAAUAGGUCUUCGGCAAGUCUCUCUAUCGAGGUCGACAUACAAGGAAUACUCUUCUGUGGGUCUGGACGCUGGUAUCAAGAGCCUGGAUAUCCGGUGUGCGUAUGGGAACGCCAUUUUCGGCAAGGCCCUACUGUCAGAGGCCAGGGCACGCCUUUUUAAUUGCAAGGGACACCAGUCGGUCGAAGAAGCCCUCUCUAGAUUCCGUUCUUUCACAGGGACCUCGACGUUGGAAAAAUACAUAUUUGUCGAAUCCGAGCUGCUUCUAGCGACAAGCCUACGCCACGAGGGUAAAUUCAAAGAGGCUGGCGAACGUCUCUUUGGUUUGUUUAACAAGGCUCAUCCCAGCAGUCUUAGGAUCUCUUCAGCUUGGAGCGAAAUCCAGUGCGAGCUAGGAUUUGUCUCCCAGGCCACCAACUUCCUGGUUUCCGAAUAUUUGUCUCUUCGACUUAAUCCGUUCUCCUCCGGCGGGAAGCGACAUCUCUUGGCAAUUGCAAAUGCUUACCUCAUGGAAGCAUUGUGGGAGAAACAUAAAAAUAUGACGGUCAACUCUCGCUCUCUCUCGGCGGCAGAGUCAAUUUUCUCGAGCUUUCGCGACUUGCCCUGUUCAAACAUGUCAGCUAAUCACUCACUUUUCGCUGUACUUUCAGGACUUGGCAUGAUAAAUUUGAUGCGGUCAGAGUGGGUUGCGGCACUGUCCUACUGGGAAGAGGCAGCUAACGUCGCUGAUCAGUGGUUACGUAAUCAUAAAUCUGCGCGGAUGGUUGUCUUGUACGCCCAGAGCGAGAUUUAUUUUCGUCUGGGGGAUACCAAGGCACACAGUCUCGCCACAGAGUCGGGUAAACUCUUUCUGGAGCAUGGCCGACAUUACCAAUUUGUUGGUCAUGGAUCCAUUUGGCUGGACGUACUAGGAGACUAUGCCCAGGAAUGCGGACGACCAAGGAUGGCACCGAUACUCGAUCAGAACAUUUCCGCUAGCUAA
This is a messenger RNA of Pyricularia pennisetigena, 2253 nucleotides long. RefSeq lists its product as uncharacterized. NCBI's taxonomy places the organism in Eukaryota, Fungi, Ascomycota, Sordariomycetes, Magnaporthales, Pyriculariaceae. Bases 1 to 2253 code for a protein of 750 amino acids. The record is from RefSeq and is a predicted model, not a curated record. The transcript is spliced from 4 exons.